This is a messenger RNA of Tigriopus californicus, 2340 nucleotides long. RefSeq names its product malonate--CoA ligase ACSF3, mitochondrial-like. The record is from RefSeq and is a predicted model, not a curated record. The transcript is spliced from 6 exons. Gene Ontology annotation, molecular function: medium-chain fatty acid-CoA ligase activity. Bases 613 to 2058 code for a protein of 481 amino acids. Gene Ontology annotation, biological process: fatty acid metabolic process. Lineage: Eukaryota; Metazoa; Arthropoda; Copepoda; Harpacticoida; Harpacticidae.
GCCUGAUCGCGCUUGGAGUGUAUUCUGGACGGAUCCGAACGGUUCACGCCUCCAAACGUUAGCCACUCGAUCGUACUGAAGUACGAUGAAUUGAUGCCUGAACUGACGUCUCAUCAACUACUUCGAGUCUAAUUGCUUGGCCGUUGGCAUGUUGGGGAGACCUCGAGACCUGUCCAGGACCUGAGUGGAUGACAACACUAACCGUGUAACCACCGUGAUGUUUGUUCUCAUGGUGUAUCUCCUGUUCAUCUUGCUGUUCCUGAUCUUGGUUUUCACCGUUUAAAGCUGUGGCCCGCGGGGGGGAUUGAGCCUGGCUUUCUCUCGCGGACCCUUCAUUGGCGUCAAUUUUCUGUCUUGAACCCCGUGUGGAGCUUGUUGAUCUUGUGAUCGGGGGAAUUGGCAUCCGUCCAAUUGAACCGACCCCUGAUUACGAUUGAGUUGGGAGUUGUUGGUCAAGCAGUCCUUGUUGAGCGCGUGAGUGGAUCGCUGGGUCUCCAAGUGCCUGCCCAGGUUAGAAUCCCGUUGUCUGGUGUCCGUUAGCCCUUGAUCGGUAUUGGGUCCCUGGUAUUUAUUGGACUGAUCCGUACUACCCCGUCCUCGUCCGUGAACAUCAUGGAAGUGACCCAUUCGCUGAAGGCGUGGUCGACUCGACCACGAGUGUUCCAGAAACUUUGGCCCACCUCUGACUCCCGCGGGGCUCGCCGACCCGCCUCCACAUUUUCCACUGUGGUCCAGAAAACCACUUCCACCGCCUCGUCCCACUCACUGCCACCGCCCGUUCCCGCCCUGAAGUUGCACCGGCCCGUGUACGCCCAGGCCCAGGCUUUCAAAACGCGCAUAGCCGUAUGCGACAAUGACGGCAAUUUUCUCUAUGAAGAUAUCUUUCGACGGAGUCUGGAUCUGUCCCAGAUGAUCGCCGACAUGCUGCCUUCCCAGGCCCCUCAUCAGCGGAUCGCCAUCUUGUGUCCCAAUGGGGCCAGCCACGUCAUCACCCAAUGGGCGUGUUGGAUGAGUGGCCACAUUGCCGUCCCUUUGAACCAGGCCCAAACCCCGGCUGAGAUGGAGUUUUGUCUGCAAGAUUCGGAUUGCUCCUUGGUCAUUUCCGCCAAGAGUCAAAUCGAUCGGAUCAACGACGUGGCCCAGAAGUUAGGCCGCAAACUGAUUUGUCUGGAUCACACGUGGACGGCUCAUCCCAAGAAAUCGUUCGAAGAUGAUGCCCUACCAUUUCCCCAGGAUCCCCAGAGUGAAGAGUUCUACUUGUCUCAUCCGGGUGCUCUCAUUUUGUACUCUCGUAAAUAUACAGAUAAGCCCAAGGCCGUGCUUUUCGGCCACAAUGAGCUCAACCAUCAAAUGCUGCACAUAUCUCAAGCAUGGGACCUCACGGAGAAGUGUUCCUUACUCCACACAUUACCCUUGGACACCGCUUAUGGGAACAUCACGUCGAUGCUCACGCCUUUAUCCGUGGGCGGACGGAUCGUGAACCUUUCGCAAUUCGACACCGUCAAAGUUUGGUCGUAUCUCCUCGGUAUCGGUGUGAAUUGUCCCGAGCCUCUGCCUAAAGUCAACAUGUUCCCGUCCUUACCCGGAUAUUAUGGCAAGCUGCUGACCCGCUAUAGAGAGAUCUUUGUGGAUAAGAAGAAGAAGGAUUACGUACGAAGCACGUUGUUGAAACGGAUUCGAGGCAUGUUCAGUAGUAUGGACCUUGUAUCGCGAGAUCUUCGAAAAUCCUGGCAUUCAGCUACUGGUCACCAGAUCAUCGAUUGUUACACGAAAACCACGACCGGAACAGUGUUGAGUGGGCAAGUUCCUGAGCAUCAGAGCAAAAUCGUGAAACAUCAUUUACUUCCGUUGCGCUUAACAGAGACCAAAGUGGUUAGAACGCUAUCUACGGGCGGUGUGGAUGUUUUGGAUCUGAAUUGCCAAAGCCGUCACACCGUGAUGGGUGAGCUCAUGUUAAAGGCUCCCGGACAGUCGAAACAAAUCAAGACAGACAGCCAAGGCUUCGUAUCCACGGGAGACAAGGUUAAAGUUAGCCGUGGUGGAAUUGAAGUACUUUGAGGAUUCACAUAUCGUGAUUUCGUUGAUUUUGUGUGCAAGGACCCUCGUGACAUCACUGUCGUUUCUCAGUGCUGUUCCAACGAAUGUCAGAUUUAGGAGAAAAAAAAACCCGAACAGUUCACCAAUGCAAAUGUGUGGUUGUCAGUUCUUGAUCGACCCCAGUGUACAUGGAUAACGAUUGCUGAUGAUGAGUAAGAGAAGAUGCUCGUUUCUGGUGUGAACCCUAAAUUUCCGUAUAUUUUCCUAUAGGACUCCGGAAUACAUUCAGAUUACGACAGACGA